Messenger RNA from Neoarthrinium moseri, 5643 nucleotides. RefSeq lists its product as uncharacterized. Gene Ontology annotation, biological process: Golgi to endosome transport. NCBI's taxonomy places the organism in Eukaryota, Fungi, Ascomycota, Sordariomycetes, Amphisphaeriales, Apiosporaceae. The transcript has 4 exons. Bases 1 to 5643 code for a protein of 1880 amino acids. Gene Ontology annotation, cellular component: trans-Golgi network; endosome. The record is from RefSeq and is a predicted model, not a curated record.
AUGAGCCUCGAAACUGGCCCCGUCGGGUCCCUGUCCCCCGAGAGCUCUGGACGCAACACCCCAGUGCCCCGACAAUGGAGGAACCAGCUCAGCGUCGAGGACACGCCGACCAAGGACAAGGCCUACCGAAAGUACGCCUCCGGCGUGGAACGCGCCCUGUCCCUCUUUGAGACGGCCCUGCAGGAGUGGGCAGACUACAUCUCCUUCCUCAGCCGCCUGCUCAAGGCUCUCCAGGCCCGUCAUACCAACAUCACCACGAUUCCCUCGAAAGCACUCGUCGCAAAGCGUCUAUCGCAAUGCCUCAAUCCUUCACUGCCGUCGGGCGUGCAUCAGAAGGCACUGGAGGUCUACAACUACGUCUUCUCUGUCAUUGGCACAGAAGGACUUUCCCGGGACCUCCCCCUGUAUCUCCCCGGUCUGGCCUCGACACUCUCGUUUGCCUCGCUGACCGUACGAGCCCCGUUUCUCGAUCUUCUCGAGAAGUACUUCUUGAAGUUGGACUCCCGGUCUUUGCGCCCAGCUAUGAAGGCCGUGGUCAUGGCCAUGCUGCCCGGCCUGGAGGAUGAGACUAGCGAAGACUUCGACCGGACUCUGAAGCUGUUGGAAAAUUUCAAGGUUGCAAUUCGCACCGACACACGAGAGAUCACCACCACACAUUCCACCGGAGACGAGUUCUUCUGGCAAUGCUUCUUUCUGGCGUCCAUCACCAGUCAGAGUCGUCGGCCUGGCGCCUUGGCCUACCUUGUGCGGAACCUACCGAAACUUGGACAUUCUCUUCCGCACGAGCAUGCGGCAGGCAAAGUUGCGGCUCCUGACAGUGAAGAGGAUGACCUCUCCGAACAGCUGGCAGAUUUGGUCACUUCUCCUGAGCCAGGGUUGCUGCUCCGUUGUUUCGCUGCAGGGCUAGCCGAUGAUCAGCUUCUGAUUCAGAGAGGUUUUCUGGACCUUCUAGUGACCCAUCUGCCGUUACAUUCCAAGGUAUUGCAGAAAAAGGUCAAACCUGAAGACUUUGAGCUGCUUCUUCGAGCUGCGGCUGGCGUUGUUACUCGGAGAGAUAUGAGUCUAAAUCGGAGAUUGUGGGCCUGGUUUCUAGGACCUGAACCGCUGAGCAAUGACAACGAAACCGGGCUUGAGUCACCCAGUUCCCCUUCUGGAAAUCACCAAAGUUACUUCGCAUCCAAGACGAACUACUUCGAGGAAUAUGGCCUCCAACCCUUGACACAAGCGCUUCUAUCGAUGAUCAAGUCUGCUUCUGAUACUAACCCUACCGAGAGAGCACGCCCGUAUCGAAUAUGCCUCUCUCUGAUGGAUAGGUGGGAGAUUGGCGGAUUGGUGGUCCCAGAAAUUUUCCUACCUAUUAUCAGAAGCGUUAAAGACUUCAAGGCUCGCGCUGCUGGGAGAACCGAGUUUCAUGAAGUCCUGCGUAGUGCCAACGUCUUCUUCGAUGGUGUUGAAAGUGGACUUAUUUAUGGCGAACUGGUCGGUCUUGUAGCUCAAGCUAUCGGCCCUGGAAACAUUUCCUAUACGGAACGCGUCGAUAACCUGGGACUGGUUCAGUUCAUCAUGGCGCAUUUCAACAUCCGAGAAGAAGAGAUGGUGACCAUACAUGCUCCUUUGGCAGCUCUGUCGAUCCUCGCGAUGUUAGAAGACUCGAAAGAACGUGGUCUUCGCAUACCGGCAGACAAAGAUAGGGGCGAACCCACUUUGUCGGAUCAAGCCUUAACUAUCGCCCUCGGACUCUUGGAUCUGGUACCUGAACGAGCAUUUCCAGCCAAAUCCGGACAGAGGGAUUCUGUGGGCUCCAUUGAGGCUCCCAUUGUGGCCUCAAUGUCCAACCACGAACUUCUCAAGAAGAUCAAGAGUUUCUACAUCGCCGAUCAAGGAAACCUUGAGGCUGUGCCUCUCCCCUUUUCAACCCGGAAUGUUGGUGAACUCUUGCUACAAAAGACAUGUAGCUUGGUGUGUGACUGUCUUUCUGCAAAGACGAUACCACAAGCCUUGGCGGUUAGAACUCACGUUCUCUCUCUACUUCUGUCGAAGGUGCCUCAAGAGUACCCAUUGAACACCGAAAGUCUCCUGUCGCACAUGCAGUCGAGCCUCGCAGGGAGCGAUUUGCAUUUUGUUGGCUUCAAAUCCUUGCUGUCGCUUUCUACACAAUUGUACACCAGUGCCAGGACGUCAUCAUCGUCUCUCUCAGGGUUGGUCGAGUCUCUCGUUCGUCAUGCAUGGGGGUUCCUCUCCUUGUCUGAACCAAAGUAUCAUGUUGAGACCGUUCGAUGCCUCUGGCAACUACAGUCAGCACUUGGGCCAGAGAACCGUGAUAUCGAAAGUGCAAUUGCGGCUUUGAUGUUGAAGAAUGAUACAACGGGCACAUUCGCCAUUCGUCCGGCAGAUGCGGGACGAAGCUUUAGUAUCCUAUGGUCCCAUACGCUGCAAGAUAGUGUCGACCGCCGAGCACCCAAAACACCAACAACCGAUGGAAAGAUGCAACUCAGGCUUUCUGGGCAGGAUUACUAUGAGGUUAUGCUGACAAGACCUUUGUUUCUGAUGCUGGAUUCGCUGCUGGACGAUCGGACACAACUUUUUAUGGCGGUUAAGACAUGGCUGAACAACAUGAUUGGUAUUGAGAAGUUGUUCCUGGUGUUUGUCACCAAGCUGUCCCAGCUUCGAUUUUUGCGAAGCUUACCAAAGACAUCAAGCGCAGAUUCGGCGAAGCAGUCCAUUGCUUUCUCACCAGAUGAUGACCUCGACAUGGGUUUGUAUUACCUCCGCACACUUUCCAACAUGUUCCGCUGGGCCCCCGAUGCCUUCUAUGGCGUUCUCGCGACUCGCAUCAUCGAAGAACCAGAAGCCAGCCUGGCAGAGAUCACUGGUACGGAAAGCGACAUUUCGCUUCAGGAGUUCUUCCUCCAUGUCUGUAUGAGAUGUAUCGCUGGCAACAAAUUUCCUGAGGAUUCGCAGGUGCAACUACGGAUUGCGCAACUCCACAGGUGUUCUUUGACUCUAUUGCAUCAAAUCCUCUUAAACCCUUAUGCGGAGCCUCUUUCAGGACUACACCUAGAGAACAUCCUGAUCGACCGACUGCAUCAGUCACUCAGCGGUCCAGAUCCCUACAUACAGGUCUUAUUACUGGAUGUUGUAUUCGCAUCCCUCAAGUUGCGGGAUGUAUCCCCUAAUGAGCUACCAUCCUCGCCAACAGGGGAGAAACGAGCUUUGAGCUACCCAUCAGGCAGCAUGCGAUUAUCCUCCACCACGAUUGAGAAUAUACCAGAGAUCACAGCGCCGCCUCCCUCUCUGCUGAAGUGCAUACAAGCGGGACUGAGCUCCGCCAGCAGUCGUCCUGUGUUAGACAGCUGGGUUAGCUUCUUGACAGAGUGCCUCCCGCUAUAUUUCAACACUAUCUUCCAAGUACUGAUGCCGCUGGUGGAGACCCUGUGCGAACAGGUCCGAAGUACUUUCGAAGACCUACAAAGGAUUUUCAGGCAAAACGCCAAGACAACCGUUGGGCUCAACGCCCCAGAGUCUACUCUGAUCUCGUUGCUCAAUGCACUCGAGCAGGUCCUAGCGAAGGCCCACGAUCAGCUGCUGGCAGAGGAGGCUAGAGCCCAAAUCGUCAAAAGCCCAGAUCAACAAUCACAGGGAUUUUUCGGGAACAUGGUGUCUGGAGUCUUCAACUCGGAAGCUCCACAGUCUCGCAGUGCCACUGCAAACGAUAGAUUGACCGUAUUGCUUGCGUUCCAGGAUGCAGUCCGUAUUUGUUUCAGGAUUUGGUCGUGGGGCCAAGGAAGCGAAGCAUCAAGCUUGGAUAGCAGCUCAUCAUCAUCCUUCAAUUACACAUCCCUGCGCAUGCGUAAUCGCGCUCGACGCCUUCUCGAGCACGUUUUCGCAGCCGAAGCGCUGGAAUGCUUAGAGACUGUCGUUGACAUAUGGCAAGCCUCGUUGGCCAGCCCCGAUGCAUCAAAGCAUUCCGAGGUCUUCAACCUACUCCCUGCCUUAGACGGUUCCAGGCCAAGGCACACGAUACCAGCAAUCUUCAACGCGAUCUACAGUCGCACGAACCCCAAUGCGCUUGAGCCAUCGCGUAAAUCGACAUUGACGAUAUCUCUGCAGGACACGGACCUGGUCAUAUUCCUGGUCGACUACGCGAGGUCCCUGGAAGAUGACGCCAUGGACGAGAUCUGGCAAGACUGCAUGAUCUUCCUGAAAGACCUGCUGGGCAACCCUUUCCCGCAUCGACAAACACUACCUAGCUUAUUGGAAUUUGCGGCGAUCUUGGGAGAGAAAGUCGACAACACUAACUUUGGAGAGCAGCGGAAGAUGCGAAGAGAACUCGGUGAUCUCUUUCUUCGUCUAUUAACUGCUCUCUUUACAACCCGACCGACAGCAUUUACCGAGACAUCGGCUAAUUCUCACUCCGACAAGUCGAGGAAUGACGAGCGUCGGGCACUGUCUCCAAGCGCAAGGGCUGACGAUGUUGUGGGCAUUCUAUCAACCAUCGUCCCAAAUCUUCCCAAGAUUCUAGUGGAGUCCGACAGGGUCUUGACUGCAGCAAGUGCGAUUUCGACCAACGUGAUUGGACCGUCCAUUCGUUCGAAGGGAUUCCCGGAGACCAUAUCCAAGGGAACAUUGACCCUCUUGCAGGAACUCACCAGGUUACCCAAUAAUCAAAAGACGUGGAAGAAGGAUAUUGGCGAUGCGUUCAAUGACGCAAGAUUCUUUGGAUCAUCGGUCAAUUUGGUUCAAAAUGAUUGGCUACCGCUUCUCAAGCAGUGGACUAUCGCAGACAAGGAACGCAUGACUGAGAUUCUCAGCCGUAUCACACCUCCCACAACGGCAGGCAUCGUCUUUGGCGUGGGUGCCACAUCAGCAAGGCUGGAAGCAGAUCGCAAGACGCAACUCAACCUCCGCCGUGCGGCAACGCUGGUUCUUGCCUCGCCUAUCGACGCCUUCGUGGCGGAUCUUCCAACAAUAACAGAGCGGCUAGUUGAGCUGCUCGCGGCUACCUCGACCUCGUCUCCUUCGUCCACUACACGUGCCGAAAUCUAUAUGCUAGUCAGGGCACUGGUGCUCCGCACAUCAGCGGUUCACCUGUCACCCCUUUGGCCCAUUAUGAAUGCUGAGCUCCAUGCCGCCAUCUCAUCAGUUGUGGCGCCAGAUCACAGUGCAUCCAGCGAUACGUUCAACAACCCUUCAAUACUUCAAGCAUGCAAACUUCUCGACCUGCUCAUCUGUGUGGCUCCAGAUGACUUCCAGCUCCACGAGUGGCUCUUUGUCACCGAUACCAUAGACGCAAUCUACCGCUCGCCAUCAUACCAGCCCAUUGCGCUAGUGGACGAACUCUCCGAGGAGCUGGGCAACAGCUCCAUAGCCAACAACUCGACCCUGCAGACCGAGAGCGCGGCCAUCAUGGCAGCCUCGGGGUCGCACCGCCGACCGCUUCUGGGACCCGGCGGCAUCCCUGACGAGAUGAGCAUGGACCGCAAAGAUGAGCUCGUCGCCAAGAUCCUGCGGCCCUUCUUCGGUCAGCUGAGUAUCUUCGCCUUCGAGAGCACCUACGCCAUGGGCCCCGUGGACGAGGACGGCGCGCUCGUCGGGCUUCUGCGCGACCUCUUUGACGAGCGGAGCAUCGUCAAGGCUUUGUAG